Molecule: messenger RNA, 3801 nt
Organism: Aphis gossypii (cotton aphid)
Lineage: Eukaryota; Metazoa; Arthropoda; Insecta; Hemiptera; Aphididae
Product: hemicentin-2-like
Exons: 7
Coding region: 16-1215 (399 amino acids)
Biological process (GO): synapse organization
Cellular component (GO): neuron projection membrane
Source: RefSeq, a predicted model, not a curated record
CGUAAAUAACACUUUAUGUCCAUGAUUGAGGGUAGAGAAAAUAAAGUGCUCGGCGUAUCAUUGUUUGCUGUCUUAGCACUACUGUACGUAUAUCAGGUCACGUACACCGUCGGUGUUCGCUAUGCCAGUGGUCAUAAACGGUCCCAGCGGUCGUCGCGACGCGUGAAAACAGCUCACCAAACGUGUCGACGUGAUCGCACGUGCACGAUGAGGCCGUUCGUGGUUGGCAUGGGAUUGGCACUGCUGCUGGCCAUCGGGACGUUCCAUGGCGCCAUAUGUUCGCAAAACGGCGAUGGAAAAAAAAAUUCAGUGCCGGAAACCGGAGGAAAACCCGCCGAAAAACAUUUGGCUCCCAUGCAUAGUAUCUCCACUGCGCUGCCGCCGCGGAACACGACCAACUCGACAGCGGUGGUGGGUACCCCGACCACACCGGAAGUGUCGAACGCGACGCAAAGCAGUGCACUUGACGACGCACAACUCCAACGGACACUACUCAAACCGAAGUUUUUGACGGAAAACUCGUCGACCGUCGUCGCGCAGACGGGAGCGUCCAGUCGGAUAUCCUGUCUCGUCGCAAACCUGGGUGACUGCGUGGUUUCCUGGAUUCGUAGACGAGACUACCGACUACUCACCGUCGGGCUAUCCACAUACACGGAAGAUUUGCGGUUUCAAUCUCUGCACCACGUUCAGACUGGGGAUUGGACACUACAAAUAAAAUACGUUCAACUACGAGAUGCCGGUUUAUACGAGUGUCAAAUAUCAUCACAUCCACCGAAAAGCAUUUUUAUCAAUUUAAAAGUUGUCGAGGCACAAGCCGAGAUAGCCGGUGCUUCCGAGAAGUAUCUUAUGCUGAAUAGCCCGCUGCAUUUGGAAUGUGUGGUCCAGCAGAGCCCCGUGGAUCCAGUGUAUAUAUUCUGGUAUCACGACAGCCGAAUGAUCAACUACGACAGCGACCGAGGUGUGAACGUCACGUCCGACUUACCGAACAAGCACAGCGCAUUGUAUAUUGAACGCGCGUCUCGCGCCCAUUCUGGAAAUUACACGUGUGCACCGAGCAACGCGUUCCCCGCCAACACGGUCAUACAUAUUCUUAACGGUGAGAACCCGGCGGCAAUGCAACACGGACACGGACGGAGUCUGAACAUGCUUAGCUGUCCGUCCAUAUGGAUACUCAUACCAUCUUUAGUGAUGUUCAUCAACUUAAAUACAAACUGAGAGGACAAUAUUAUCGAUGUGCGUCUGCAGUGAGAGCGUGCAUAACGAUAAACGCUACGCCUAUAAAGUAACUUUAUUAUUGUAGGAGAAAAAAAAUAUUAAUAAUAAUAACGAUGACAGAUUAAGUGUGAAAUAAAUAAACACUGUAAAUACAUUUUUGAUUACGGACGUAGCUUUUAAUAAUUUCCAAAACACUGUUAUUUGAUAUUAAAUAAUAAUAUUACGUCAUUUCACACUACACCAUGGUGUUUUAUAAUUUCAUUAAUAUGUCUGUCGAUACCUUUAUAAUAUACCAGUUAAACGAUUUACGAUGAUUCGAUAAUAAUACAAUAUAUUAUUAUAAUAAGAUAAAAAUAUUAUGUAAUCUGUUACAAAUUUUAUCCGUGUUAGUUUUUAUUAUGUUUUAAAUGGUGUAUACGAUUCGUAUAAAGAAAAAUGUAUAUAUUGAUGAUAUUUUAUUUGAUGUUUUCCAUGAUAUAUUGAUAUUAUGUAAAUUCAUACAUUCACAAUUUUUGCUUGUACAUUUUAGUUUUAAAAAUAUAAUGAUGUAGAAAUGUCGAGGAAAUGUUUGUUGGACAUAUUAUUACACACGUUAAAGAUAUAAAAUAAAUGACAAAUAAGGUCAUUUCAAUCAUGUGUUUAUUGUAUUGUACAUUUUAAUAUUAAGAACAAUGUUAAGUUUAUACAUCUAAUAUUAUAUUAUAUUGUGUAUGUAUGCACUAAUUUAAUCAUCAAUGUAUCCAAUUCCCUAAAAAUUGUUUUAAUUUGUGUAAAUAAACAUUUAUCAAGUAUUACGAAGAAGUAAUUUGUUCCGAUGUCUGAAAACAACUUUUUUUUGCCGAAUUUUUUAACAAAUUAUACGAAGUGGAUUAGAUUUUUAUAAAAAAAAAAAACACAAUAACGCGUUUUAAAUAUUAUAUAACAUUUAACCACUAAAAUAAACCUGUAAAUAAAAAAUUUACAUUUAAUGCGAACGCAAACAGCCAUUUUAAAGCCGAUAUGUCUCGAAAAUGUGUAAGUAAUGUUAAGUUAGUUAAUUGAUAUUAUCAUGGUUGAAUGAGUCACCAGAGUCCAUGUUUUGUUUGCCAUAGUUCAAUGUUUGCAAAACUUUACUAUUCACUGAAAUAUUAAACUUAGUAGCCCUUGAUGAAAUAAAACAAUACACUUCAUUGAACUAUUUGUGAAACAUUAAAGGAAAAUGCAAAUACGUCUCAAAUUUUCAGGCUUUUGAGAAUUCUUUUUGAUAUUAGUUUUUGUACAUAAAGGAAAUGCACAGGAAUACAUUAUUUUUCUCUUUAAACAAUGUGUUCGUAUGUUUAUUCCAAAAAGAGCAAAUAAGCUUUUGGUUUUACAACGUCGUCAUUUUUUCUCAUAUUUUUUUUCACAAAUAUUCUUAAGCAGUAAACUUUAUCAAAUUCUGUCAUGUAGAAUAUACAGUUCAUUGGAAAUCGAAUGUAGUUUGUGCUUUAAAAACUACGAAAUUAUUGAACACAAGUUUAGUUUUUUUUUUUUUUAAUAAUCAAUUAUACAAAUAAAACGAAUCUUAAUCUUCAGCAUUAACGAUUAUCAAUAAAUUCUAAAAAUAAAUAUGUAUUGAAAAUCACAAAUUCAGAAUUUAACGACAAAUAUUGAUAACACUUUUAUUAUAUACAUUAGUACUAUUAUAAUAAGAUGUUUUGUACUUAAAAUGAAACAAUUUCCUAAUAUACCUUACCAAAAAAUAUAAGUUAAAAUUUAAAAUAAUCAAAUUGUACGAUGAUAUAAAUCCAUAUACAUGUUUACUUUUAUUUUUAAAUACCAAAAUAAGCAAAGCAAUUUGUGAUGAUUCAAAUGUUUCUAAAAUUGUGAGCAAUAGAUGAAUCGUUAAGUUUAUUAUUUUAAUAAAAGUACUCAAUUUUUAAAUAUAGCACUGUUCAUGUUUGCAUGUUUGUAGGGGAGCAGCUUAUUCGAUUCUAAUGUACCUACCCAUUUUUUUUUCAAUUAUUAUUUUAAGUUCAAGAAAAAUUUUUUUAAAUUUUUUUUUUUAUAUUUAUAAAUUGUAUACAUUGUCAAUAAAAAAAAUGUAUUAUUAUCUGCACAGGUUAUUAUAUCUUCGAUUUAUCAAUAAUGUAAAAAUGAUAUUUAAUAUAUAUAUAUACCACCUUCGUAAGCUAAAAUUGAUUUAAAAGUAUUUUAUUUAAAUGUUUUUGAAUAGAAUAUUUAUUUACAAUACUUAUUAUAUGCGUGUAUAAUAUAAAUAAAUAAUAAUAUUAAAGCACCUAUCUUCCGUGUAAAACAAUAAAAUAUUAACUAAACUUAGAUAAAAUUAUUUAUAAUACUUCGAUGUGAUUAUGUUUUAGACAAUAUUUAUUAUUUAUAUAUUUUUAGCAUGUCAUAAUAUAUUUCACUGUUUUUUUUUUAUACUUAAUACCUUAAUAAAAAAUAUUAUAUUUAAUCAAAUGUACAUCCAUAUUUAAAUACACAUGCAGUUACCUUUAAAUAAAUGUAUUAUUAAUGUAUAGAUACAUAAUGGAUAUGUCUAUUCUGUGAAACAAGUUUUUGUGAAUUUUGAAUUGUAAAUAUAUAAUAAAAAACUGAUACUUGUAA